Molecule: messenger RNA, 2129 nt
Organism: Synchiropus splendidus (mandarinfish)
Lineage: Eukaryota; Metazoa; Chordata; Actinopteri; Syngnathiformes; Callionymidae
Gene: pes1
Product: pescadillo
Exons: 15
Coding region: 145-1902 (585 amino acids)
Biological process (GO): ribosome biogenesis; maturation of LSU-rRNA from tricistronic rRNA transcript (SSU-rRNA, 5.8S rRNA, LSU-rRNA)
Cellular component (GO): nucleolus; PeBoW complex
Molecular function (GO): RNA binding
Source: RefSeq, a predicted model, not a curated record
GGGGUCCUUGGAACCUCUCUCGUCUUCACCGCGCAUGCCAAUUGACACGUGCGUUGGGUGCAUGUUGCAAGUAAACUAGCGCCUUAGCAAUAUCUGGAAUAUUAACAGAAAGCAUUUCGGCAUCGUACAUCAAACUUAGAAUAGAUGGGUGGUGUACAAAAGAAAAAGUACGAGAGUGGAUCUUCCACCAACUACAUAACAAGAAACAAAGCUCGUAAGAAGCUACGAUUGAGUCUUCCUGACUUCAGGAGAUUAUGCAUUCUCAAAGGAAUCUACCCCCGUGAGCCCAGGCAUAAAAAGAAGGUUAACAAGGGCUCUACAGCUCCAAGGACCUUCUAUCUGCUUAAAGAUAUCCGUUUUCUCCUUCAUGAACCAGUCGUUCACAAAUUCAGGGAAUACAAGAUAUUUGUACGUAAACUCAAAAGAGCAUAUGGAAAGACAGAGUAUUCUGCAGUGGAGAGACUCAGAGCGAACAAACCAACCUACAAGUUGGACCACAUUGUCAAAGAAAGAUACCCUUCCUUUAUUGAUGCGCUGCGUGACAUUGAAGACCCUCUCUGCAUGUGCUUCCUGUUCUCCACAUUUGCACGAACAGGAAAAUGUCACGUGCAGACCAUUCAGCUGUGCCGACGUCUAACUGUGGAGUGGAUGAACUACGUGGUUGCUUCUCGUGCGCUCAGAAAGGUGUUCAUCUCAAUCAAGGGGAUAUAUUAUCAGGCUGAAGUGAUGGGGCAGGUCAUUACAUGGUUGGUGCCGUAUCAGUUUGCCCAUGAUCACCCCACUGAUGUUGACUACAGAGUGAUGGCAACCUUCACCGAGUUCUAUACCACUUUGUUGGGCUUUGUCAAUUUCAGACUCUACCAUUCCCUCAACCUGGUUUACCCACCAAAGCUGGACUGCACAGCUGACCUGAACCUGAAGCCAGAGGAUGAGGAGGACUAUGCCAUGAAUUCAGAAAGCUACUUGGAGAAACUAUCAGCCCUCAGUUCCAGUCUCUCUCGGGUUGUGUCACCUGUGGGUGAGGAUGAGGCUGAAGUGGACCAGUUUCCUGCCGAUGGGGAGGACCUGGAAAAGCUGCAAGAAAGAGAAAAGGAACAGAAAUUGCAGGAAGCUCAGAAAAAACUCUUUGAAGGUCUGAAAUUCUUCCUGAACAGAGAGGUUCCGAGAGAGUCGCUGGCCUUUGUCAUCAGGUGCUUCGGGGGUCUUGUGUCCUGGGACAAGUCUGUUUGCAUCGGCAGCACGUAUGAGGCGACAGAUGAGAGCAUCACUCAUCAAAUCGUAGACAGGCCAAGCGUCGACAAACAGUACAUUAACAGGUACUACGUCCAGCCCCAGUGGGUCUACGACUGCAUCAAUGCCAAAAUACUCUUGCCAGUUGAGGACUACUUUAUCGGAGUCACUCUGCCCCCUCACCUCUCCCCCUUCGUCGAGGAGAAAGAGGGAGACUACAUACCGCCAGAGAAACUCAAGAUCAUGGCCCUUCAGCGUGGAGAGAAGCCUGUACAAGAAGCAGAAGAAGAUGAAGAAGAGGAAGAUGAGGGUGAGGAUGUCGAGGAGGAUGAUGAUGACGACGCUGAGGAAGAAGAUGAGGAGGAGGAUGAAGAGGACCAGGAUGACGAGAAAAAUCUCAAACAGAUGGAGGAGCAAAGAUCGCGGGGCAAAUCACUUCAGGUCAAAGUGACGCCCGGAAAAAUGAAGGUGGAUAAUCCAGCACGCCUGGAGCAGGAGGAGAAGGCUGAGGAAAAGCGCCUGGCCAUUAUGAUGAUGAAGAAAAAGGAGAAAUACCUUUACGAUAAGAUAAUGUUUGGGAAGAAAAGAAAAGUCAGAGAGGCAAACAAGUUGGCUGCAAAAAGGAAAGCUUUUGAUGAUGCUGAGAAGGCCAAGAAAAAGUCCAAAAAAUAGUCAAACCCACCGUGUUCUUUCUGGACAGACUCUUCUAUUUAUGGAGCAGUUGCGUGAUUGGUUGGACUGAGAAACUCCAGACAAGUUCUGUGGAGUCAUGACAGCGCAACAUCUGUAUGACUUAUAUCUAUGCUGUGACCAGGAGUGUAAUUGUUAAGUGUCUCUUGUUUCCUUCAAUACUUGUUAGGAUGUUUUGAAUCAUAAAUAAGCAUUUUACUAAUAAAAAC